Nicrophorus vespilloides is the source of this 431-nucleotide messenger RNA. RefSeq lists its product as uncharacterized. The transcript is spliced from 2 exons. Gene Ontology annotation, biological process: sensory perception of smell. Lineage: Eukaryota; Metazoa; Arthropoda; Insecta; Coleoptera; Silphidae. The record is from RefSeq and is a predicted model, not a curated record. Bases 14 to 424 code for a protein of 136 amino acids. Gene Ontology annotation, molecular function: odorant binding.
CGAGCAACACAAGAUGAAAACUUGCGCAAUCAUCCUUUUGGUGGCUUCGGUGGCUUUUGCUCAUGAGGUGAAUUUGACUGAAGAGCAAAAAGCCAAACUUGCGGAAAUCAAGAAAGAAUGCAUUUCGUCUUCGGGUGUUGCCCUCGACGAAGUUGAGCAUGCUAAGAAGGGAGUUUUCGCUGAAGAUGAGAAACUCAAAGAUUUCCUGUUCUGUCUGGCCCAGAAGAUAGGCUUCAUGGAUAAGGAUGGACAGUUCAAGAAGGAUGUUAUCACCGCUAAGAUUACAGCCAACCAUGGAGAGCAGAUUGCCAAAGAAGUUGUUGAUGUCUGCACGGCCAAAACCGAAGUUAACGGUCCGGAAACUAGUUUGGCCCUCGCCAAAUGUCUUUCCGAGAAGUCCAAACAACACGUUUCAAUUGUUUAAUAAUCAU